Rotaria sordida is the source of this 245-nucleotide messenger RNA. The record is from the annotation of a GenBank genome assembly. NCBI's taxonomy places the organism in Eukaryota, Metazoa, Rotifera, Eurotatoria, Philodinida, Philodinidae.
UUUAUCUAAAAACUGCCUUUGCUUGGAUUUGUGGUUUGGAAAAACCCGAUGAACUCGAUACUCAAUCAAUCUGUUCGGAUGGUCAUCCACAUGAUAAUGCCAGUAAUCGACGAAGUAUCACUUCAAUUCGUGAUGAACAUGUUUCGUCAUGGCAUAAAGAAUGUUCCUAUGCCGCAAUUAUUAUGCUCGCUUUAUGUGCUUUUGUUUGGGCUUUUUUUACUGAUUAUCGAAUACGAUUAAAUUAG